This is a messenger RNA of Penaeus chinensis, 381 nucleotides long. RefSeq names its product pro-resilin-like. Bases 1 to 381 code for a protein of 126 amino acids. Gene Ontology annotation, cellular component: extracellular matrix. The record is from RefSeq and is a predicted model, not a curated record. Lineage: Eukaryota; Metazoa; Arthropoda; Malacostraca; Decapoda; Penaeidae. The transcript has a single exon.
AUGCAGGCACUUGUACUGGCCGCCCUUGUGGUCGCCGCCAUCGCCCUUUCUGAUAGUCAUCCUACAUAUGGAUACCCUGUCCCUACUCCUGCUUAUGCACCCGCUAAGUACGACUUCAACUACGCCGUCAACGACCCACCAUCUGGUAACGACUUUGGACAUCAGGAAACCCGUGACGGCGCCAACACACAGGGAUCCUACUACGUCCUUCUACCCGACGGUCGUCUGCAGAGGGUCACCUGUACCGUUAACGGAGACUCCGGUUACGUAGCUGAUGUCACCUACGAGGGAGAGGCUCAGUAUCCAACUCCACAGACCUCCUAUGGGCCUCCUCAGCCUUCCUACAAGCCACCCACUCCUUCCUACGCUUAUUUCAGUUAA